Messenger RNA from Sungouiella intermedia, 1413 nucleotides. NCBI's taxonomy places the organism in Eukaryota, Fungi, Ascomycota, Pichiomycetes, Serinales, Metschnikowiaceae. The record is from the annotation of a GenBank genome assembly.
AUGGCACCUUCAACGUCAGAUCUCCAUGCGCAGAUUCUCAAGCAGGAUGCGUUUGAAGACUUGAAGACUAAGCCCGUGUAUUUGGCUAAGGUCGAAGUCAAUGGCGGUGAUCGCUUUACAAGAGAGUUCUUUAACAAGCUAUUGACACCAUUAGUGGAACAGAGUGACUAUACGUUUUCACAGUUGUUGGAGAAGGCCGAUCAGAGUUAUGUGAAUUUGGAGAAGACACAGGUAUUCAAACAAAUAUCUCCUUCGUUCCACAUUGACUAUAUCCUGCCAGUACCCGAAAAGCCUAGCUACAAUAUCGAAAAGCCAAUCGUCGCCAAAGUGAUCUUUGACUUGGAGCCAGCUGAAAUUAGUGCCGGUGAAGCUUCCUUGGGUUUCAAUUCAGAAGACAAUUUGGUUGUGGACUUGGGCUAUGUUAACAAUAACUUCAAUCACAACGCUGAGUUGGUCAACAUCGGAGUCAACUACAGACCUUACAAGCCAUCUGAACAUUUAGUAUCUACUAUGAGAGUGGUUUCCAACUUAAGAAACCCAACCUUCAAGUUUAUUCUCGAUUUGUACAAUUCACACGACAACAACCAGCUGUGGCAGCAAAAUUCUAGCAGAGCUACAGGUGGUGUCAUUGGUGUCUCAUGGUUGAAUCUGGCCAAGACAUUUUCUGUAUUCAAUGGAUUGGCAUUGACGAAAAGAACCAUCUACGAUAUUGAUGACGGUGCACAUGACUCACUAAAAGUGUUUGGUGGGGACUACUUGAAAUCGUCAAUUGUGAGUAGAUUGGCAUAUUCUAACGUUGGACACUUGGGUAGUAGCCACAGCUUCCCAGCUUCAGGAAUCAGUGCAACGCUCUCAAAUGAAAUUUGUCUGGACCAAGAACAGGAGGUUACAACCAACAACCUGACUGUGUUUGUGAAAACCGCAACCACUUUCAACUUGUAUAAGUCCUUCUUGAAUAAUGCAUUAACUGCACAUUUCUUCAAAGAAGCUGGUGCUAUCUACACAAGCUCAACAAGUGGUAGCGGCAUUCACUUGGCUGAUCGUUUCUACUUGGGAGGCUUUAGCUCUUUCAGAGGUUUCGCUCGUAACAGUGUUAACGAACAAGGAGGAUCACAGUUCUACAAGGCCGGCUUGACGCUCUAUUCGAAGCUCCCAACACUUAUACCUGACAAGUAUGCGGUCGAACCCAACCCGUUGAGAUUGUAUGCUACUGGUGCCGUGGGUAGUGUUGGCGACAACGUCUUUAAGGAUGAUGGUGUUUUCAGUGCUGGAGUUGGUCUUAAGUUUUUCAACAAGUGGGCACACUUGGAUGCUGGAUACUAUGUAUCUCAGAGACUCAACAGUAGUAACACAUAUGGAGUUAGAGAUGGAUUCCAGUUGGAGAUUUCUCUCGGAGGAACAACUCGUACGUAG